GAACUUUCGGUCUGUCGCUGCAGGCAGUUCGCGAUCGCAAUUCAUACAGAUAACAACGCGAAAAUUAACUGAAAGUUUUGUAUAGUGAGAAUACGGAAUUCUCAACUCGUUUCCAAGCCGCAAUUCCCAUAACAACUGCAAAUAAUUAAUCUAACGCAAAUUUUCGGAGGGCAGGAAGAGUAAAUAGAAGCCAGCGAUCACCUACAGGAUGCGGCUGAAAGUCGCUUUCCUUUGGUUGGUCUCAUCCAUAUCGUGGAUUGGCGAGGCUCUGAGAUGCGACAGAACUCCGGAGGGAACAUUCUCACCGAGGACCAGGGCUGAUGGAAGAUUCGUUAUUGAGGUUUCAGGGAAUCCGGAUACUUAUGUUCCAGGAGAACAGUAUAACAUAUUCUUGAGGAGCAACGGAGAGUACCAGGCCAAAAACAAGUUCAAGGACUUUUUAUUGUUGGUGGAACAUGAACCUUCCGAGAAGAUCCUUGGUGAAGUACACAAUCCUUCGGUGGGCACACUCCAAUUGCUCGGUGAUAUGUUGAUGAAGUUCAGCGAGAAAUGCCGAAAUGCCGUCAUGCAGACAAACUCUCUUCCUAAAUCUGAAGUGCAGGUGUUGUGGGUUGCGCCUCCUUCUGGAAGCGGUUGCGUAGCAAUCCGUGCAACAGUCGUUGAAUCCAAGGAGUUCUGGUACACCGACGAUGGUCCGCUUUCGAAGAUCUUAUGCGAAGAAGUACAAGAGAACGAAGACACUCAGCCCAACAUGCUGAGACAGUGCUGCGCUUGCGACGAAGCCAAAUACGAGGUGACGUUCGAAGGGUUGUGGUCGCGCAACACUCAUCCCAAGGACUUCCCCUCAAACGGUUGGCUGACUCGAUUCAGCGACAUAAUUGGAGCCUCACACACCUUCGACUAUACAUUUUGGAAUUACGGCGAAAUCGCGAGUAAUGGUCUGCGGCAAUUAGCUGAAAAUGGCAACACCAGGAUGCUGGAAAGCGAGCUCAAAGCGAAGAGUGAACAUAUUAGGACUAUAAUAAAAGCAAGAGGCAUAAGCUAUCCGAAUAUAACUGGAAAAACCUUCGCCGUUUUCCGCGUGGACAAGAGACACCAUUUGAUGUCGCUUGUAUCGAUGAUAGAUCCUUCGCCCGAUUGGAUUGUCGGUGUUUCCGGAUUGGAGCUUUGUCUUAGGAAUUGCUCCUGGGUGGAAUCUCGAGUGCUAAACUUGUACCCGUGGGACGCUGGAACAGACGAUGGUCCAACUUACAUAUCUGCGAAUCAACCGUCAAUGCCACCGCAUCCCAUAAGAAGGAUCAAAUCGAACAGCCCCAACGACCCGCGUUCCCCGUUCUAUGAUCCCACCGGAACGGAGAUGAAGCCUCUGGCCAGGCUCUACCUUUCCAGGCAAAGAUUGUACGAGAAGAACUGCGUGGCGCAGGUGGAUGUGAGCGAAGAGGAUGGCGGUGUCGAAGGCGACAAGUGCGAAAUGGAGGAGUGGUCCGAGUGGUCCAAAUGCACGGUCACCUGCGGCAGAGGCUUCAAGUACAAGCAGAGGGCGUACAAGAAUCCCGCGAGCAAUUUUGUCUGCAAUAAACCGCUGACGAAGAGGGCCUCGUGCGUGGCCAUCCUGGAGCACUGCAGCAAUCAGCAAAGGCCACAGGAGGCCGAUCCCAGCUGCAGCCUCACCGGAUGGGGCAACUGGUCUAGCUGUACCGCACCGUGCGGUCCCGGCUGGAAGACGCGCAGCAGGCGCUACAAGAACAGGAAGGCAGCAAAACGAUGCGCGGCAGGAAACGAGAACCCCGAACCUCUGGAGCAGAACCUGGAGUGCAUGGAGCGCGAAUGCGGACCAUCUGAUAGAAGACCGCUUCAGGAAAGCAAAGAGUGUGAGGGCAGGGCAUGGAGUAAUUGGUCUCCAUGUUCCUCGACAUGCGGCAAAGGUAUAAAGGUGCGUCGAAGGAUGGCCUACAGAUCUCUUUGGGGCCGAAGCCCCGCCAGAUACAACAGAGGCCUGUUCGACACCGAGGACACCUCCAGGGAUGACGACGACGACGGCUCCGAUGAGGAUCCUUGCAUGAACCUAGAUGAAAAGGUCGAAUGCAUCAACGACGAUGUCCCUGUCUGCGAGGAUACCGUAGACAACUCAGCUGUCGUUUGCGGAUUUCCGCGCGACGAAGGUGGAUGCAUGAGCAACGUCGAUCGGUGGUAUUUCGACGUGAUUAAGGGCAACUGCGACAUCUUUAGCUACAGCGGUUGCCAGGGCAACAAGAACAAUUUCAAGACGCUGGAGCGGUGCGAGAACGUCUGCGACAGUUAUAAGAAGGAAUUGCUCGCAAAUCGGACAGCCUACAAACGUCAGCUCGGCGUCACCGUUUCCGGUGUGCUCUCUUACAAUCUGCACCACAUGCAAAACGACGAUGCCGACAACUGUGUACCGGGAAGCCAGACGCGCCAGGAUCAGGACAAGAAAAUCAUUCAGGAGCCGAUCGGCGAAGUCGUCGACUGUCAGAUGUCCGAAUGGACCAACUGGAGCGGAUGUAACGCCACCUGCGGCCGAGGAUUUUCCACCAAGCACAGAUUCAUUCGAGUCCAUCCUUCUAACGGCGGAAAACGAUGUCCACAGAAGAUCCUCAAGAAGCGCAAAUGCAAAAUACCAUGCCCCGGCGACUACACAAAGAGAGAUCCAAUGCUGCCCACCUGGGGUACGGCCAAUUCUCUCGAGCACGUGCAGAUUGAUUGCGUUAUGACCGGAUGGUCCGCCUGGUCGCCUUGCAGCAGAUCCUGCGGCCCCAACGCCGUUCAACAGAGAACCAGAGGAAUCCUCCUUCCGCCGAGCGGAAGAGGCGAACCGUGUCUUCACAGGACGGAGGAACGUCCAUGCAGUCUACUUGCAUGUCCCGAAUAAAAAGAAAAUGCACCACCUGGAUACAUCCGGUGUUUAUAAUACUUUUCAAGUGAUAGAAUUAUUUUCGAACGUCACACAUAUCUCAAUAUUUAUUCUUAUUUUCUUUUACUUUACAACCUCUCUCCAUAAUCGGAGAUACUUAAUUUAAGAAUGUACUGUAUUUUAUUAUAAUUUAACUCGAACAUAAUAUACGAGAAUACUAGAUUAAUUCAUAUUCGACGACAGUAGACGCUCUUAGCGAGCUGAAAUAUACGACAAAUCUAGUCUUUGUUCAAUAUUCUAUUAAAUUUAUUAACAAACGGUAAAUCGAGUUUGAAAAGAAUAAUUAGAAUAACCGUAUAAAUAUAAUACUCUUAAUUAGAAUUGAAAGAUCCAAAGUCAGUACUUAUUAUUAAAUUAUUUAAAUACAAUGUUACCUCACCGCAUAACGAGUGACGAGGAGAAGGGAAGUCCCGAAUUGUGCGCCCACUACAUCAAUUUCUUGUUUCCUGUUCAGACAUAUUAUUUGUGAUUUUUUUUGCAAAGUUUACUUUUGCAAAAUUUUCCCCGUAGAAAAAGCCACUAGAAGACUGCCAUAAGAGAAUUAAAAAGGUAUGUAAUCAGAGAAGAGAAUUAAUUAGGUAUGUACCAUAAAUAAUAAACUAAUUACAGUGGAACCUGUAUAAUCCAUUCCAAAAUUUCCGGACUUUUACUCGUAUAGUG
Messenger RNA from Nicrophorus vespilloides, 3592 nucleotides. Its product is annotated as spondin-1. The record is from RefSeq and is a predicted model, not a curated record. Gene Ontology annotation, molecular function: serine-type endopeptidase inhibitor activity. The coding region runs from base 209 to 2890 and encodes 893 amino acids. The transcript is spliced from 12 exons. Gene Ontology annotation, cellular component: extracellular matrix. NCBI's taxonomy places the organism in Eukaryota, Metazoa, Arthropoda, Insecta, Coleoptera, Silphidae. Gene Ontology annotation, biological process: cell adhesion.